AUGCAGGCCAGUGAUAUCACACUCGAGUCGAUCGACAAGGUCUGCCAGUUUCUGAUGGAAAAGAACCCCCAAGAAGUCUGUGAUAAGAUUUAUGAAAAUUAUGCUACUUUACUCCAAGAUGCUGUUGUCGAGUCUAAGGAACAAGUGUUUGUUAAUCAAAACCCAAGGAGGACUCUCUUAUCGAAGGAAACUAGAGAUGUCUUGGAAUCUGUAUUUGCGAAAAAGAGCAUGCAUGGGCGGUUAAUUUUUUCUUUUUUCUUAUUUUUGUUUUUUUUUUUGAAUUAG
Molecule: messenger RNA, 285 nt
Organism: Lachancea mirantina
Lineage: Eukaryota; Fungi; Ascomycota; Saccharomycetes; Saccharomycetales; Saccharomycetaceae
Source: the annotation of a GenBank genome assembly